CUUCGGCCUGGUUCGCUCAGACUGAGGUGCAGUUUGCCUUACGUCAGAUUACCGCCGCCGAAACGAAAUACUACUACGUGGUAUCUGCCCUCGGAAGUUCUACAGCAGCGAGAGUGGUGAGCCUUCUUAAACAUCCUCCUCCGGCAAGAAAAUAUGAAACUCUGAAGGAAUACUUACUAAAAACAUUCAAACUGUCUGACGCUGAAAGAGCCAAUAGGCUUUUCUCUCUUCAAGGGCUCGGUGAUAGCAAGCCCUCAGAGCUAAUGGACCGAAUGCUAGAUUUGCUUGGGGACAACAGGCCAGAUUUCCUUUUCCUCCACCUUUUCCUGCGCCAACUGCCUGCUCAUGUGAGAGCUGCUUUGGCCAACACUGCCAGCACGGAUUGCAGAGUACUGGCUGCAGAGGCUGAUAAGUGUUUCCUGGCUAGUCAGCAGCCCUGCGCAGCGGCACUCCUCCCUGCUGGUGCUGUUUCUGACGUACCGGAUGACUGCAGGCUCGUCGCAGCAGCAGCCCCACGUCGCCAGCAGUCUUCAGGUGUGUGCUUCUACCAUYCCAGGUUUGGCCCCAAGGCCAAGCGCUGCCGCUCUCCAUGCAGUUUCGGCGGAGUGGGAAACGCCAAGGCCGGCGCUCACUAGUGGCCGUGAGCGUCGGCCAUGCCGGCAGGCUGCUCUURAUCCACGACUCCAUCUCCGGCUGGCAUUUCCUCUGCAAUACAGGGGCACAGAGAAGUCUACUGCCUGCUUCACAAGUGGACGUUGCGGCUGACACCCACGGCCCCCCCAUGGAAGCCGCUAACGGCAGCCCCAUUCGUACGUAUGGCACGAGGCAUGUUGAACUGUGUUUUGGGGGCCAACGCUUUGGCUGGGAC
Messenger RNA from Austrofundulus limnaeus, 868 nucleotides. RefSeq lists its product as uncharacterized. The record is from RefSeq and is a predicted model, not a curated record. Lineage: Eukaryota; Metazoa; Chordata; Actinopteri; Cyprinodontiformes; Rivulidae.